AGGAGGCGUCGCCGUGAAGCCUGAACUCCCCGUGACUAGUUCUCAAAUCUCAAGUCUCAACUUCUGUCCGAGCCCAGCACGAUCACACGGCCACCACCAAAUCAGCCAUCUGAACCCCUGGCCGUGGACCGCCUCCGCAAUUAGUCACCGCCGGCAUCCCCUCUAGCCCAUCGGCCGCCGCCCCAGACCCCAGUCAUCAUCACUCCUGUCUAUCGCCGUAGCCCGUAUGGCCGCCGCCCAAAUCUGAAGCAACACCAGCAGCAGCCAUGUCCGGCGCAACCGCCACGCCGGGCCUCGUCCUCGCCGCGACCGAUCCCAUCCGCUCCUUCCUCUCCUCCGCCGCCGCCUCCGCCGAUCUCGCGGCCGACCUACGGGACCUCGCCUCUGCCCUCGCUUCUGAGCCGUCCGUCCCCUACCGCUCCAUCCGCGCCAUCUGGUGCGCCGACUCCUCCCCUGACCGCCCGCCUCUCCGCCAGCUCCUGCGAGACGCCCAGUUCGUGCUGCUCAGCCCCAAGCCCCGCGAGAAGAGCGAUGAGCUCAAGGCGAGGCUGGAGAAGCUCCGGGAGAUGCAGGAGAGGAAGGAGUACGCCGACCUCGUUAGGGACGUCGCGCCCAAGGAGGACAACUCUGAGCCCUUCUCAUCCUACAAGGAUCAGCUUGGAUUUGGUCUGCACGUUGUGGUUAUAAUGUUCACGGGUUAUUUGGUCGGAUUUGCAGCUUUCAGAGCUCUGUUCAGCAAUAGUCCUGUAAUGAAUGCUGCGGGAGGCAUCUUGGGAGUGGUGGGCGGCAUGCUGAUGGAGACGGUUCUUUUCAUCAUCAGAUCGUCCAGCAGGGAUCUAUCCUCAUCUCCGGCUCCAAGAUCCAAGAAACUCCAGUAGGCAUUGUGGUGUGACUUGUGCUUCUCUUUCAUGCGUGGUAGUGGCACGGUGAGAAUACUCGAGGAAAUUUUAGAUGGCUCAGAUGUAUGUAACCUAUCUGCUCCCUCCGUUCCAUAAUUUUUGUCUCAAAUUCAACCAAAAAUGGAUGUAUCUAAUCUUACAAAGUGUCUAGAUACAUGUAAGAUUCCGACAAGAAUUAUGGAACGAAGGGAGUACUACAUAUGCAAGUAUAAAUCAAUGCAGUUGAUAAUCACAAGUCUUCAGGAGUUCUUAUUUACAGGGCUUA
Messenger RNA from Brachypodium distachyon (stiff brome), 1164 nucleotides. RefSeq lists its product as uncharacterized. The record is from RefSeq and is a predicted model, not a curated record. Gene Ontology annotation, cellular component: endomembrane system. The coding region runs from base 267 to 878 and encodes 203 amino acids. NCBI's taxonomy places the organism in Eukaryota, Viridiplantae, Streptophyta, Magnoliopsida, Poales, Poaceae. Gene Ontology annotation, biological process: vacuolar proton-transporting V-type ATPase complex assembly. The transcript has 4 exons.